Messenger RNA from Rhineura floridana, 1704 nucleotides. Its product is annotated as vomeronasal type-2 receptor 26-like. Lineage: Eukaryota; Metazoa; Chordata; Lepidosauria; Squamata; Rhineuridae. Gene Ontology annotation, molecular function: G protein-coupled receptor activity. The transcript is spliced from 5 exons. Gene Ontology annotation, biological process: G protein-coupled receptor signaling pathway. Gene Ontology annotation, cellular component: membrane. Bases 1 to 1704 code for a protein of 567 amino acids. The record is from RefSeq and is a predicted model, not a curated record.
AUGAUGUGCCCCGCGACUGACCCCCUCUCUGUUCCACACGAGUGGUACCAGCCAGGAGGCCUCGUCAUUGGUGGGAUGGGUUCUCAGGUCACUUACGCUUCCCAUGAACUUUUCUUCAAUGAACAUCCUUCUCAAAAGCUGUUUGAGGUUCCAGACGUGGUGACAAAAUUCUACCAGCAUGUCCUUGCCUUGGCAUUUGCUGUGAAGGAGAUCAAUGAGAAUCCCAAGAUCUUGCCCAAUGUCACACUUGGAUUCCAUGUCUGUGACAGCUACUAUGAUGCAAAGAUGACUUAUCGUACCACUCUGGAACUGCUUUUCAAAACACAGAGGUUUGUCCCCAACUACAAAUGUGACACCCAGAAAAACCUCAUAGCCAUCAUUGGAGGACUUGCGUCUGACACCUCUUUCCUUUUGGCAGAAAUCUUAGGACUUUACAAAACUCCACAGCUCCACUCAUUUCUUCAAGGCAUUUCGUUUAACAAUUCUGCCGGGGAGCUUAUGUCCUUCAAUGAUAAAAGGGAAAUGCGAGGUGGAUUUGACGUAGUGAACAUGGCCACAUUCCCAAACAGGUCCUUCCAGAGAGUGAAAAUUGGAAGGGUGGAUCCGAACACACCUGAAGGAAAAGAAUUGACCAUUAAUGAAAACAUAAUUGUGUGGCACAGAGGUUUUUACCAGGUACUCCCACUCUCUUUGUGCAAUGAACACUGCCAGCCUGGUUAUCAGAAGAGAAGGAAAGAAGGGGAAAAGUUCUGCUGCUAUGAUUGUGUUCCAUGCCCAGAAGGGAAGAUUUCAAACAAGAAGGAUAUGGUUGAUUGUUUCAAAUGCCCAGAACAACAAUUUCCAAACAAGGAUAAAAAUAUAUGCAUUCCCAAAACUAUAAGUUAUCUGUCUUAUGAAGAAUCUUUGGGGAUGAGCUUAGCUAUAGUCGCUGUUUCACUUUCUCUAGUCGCUGCUUUGGUGUUGGGAACCUUUAUCAAGCACAAAGACACACCCAUAGUCAUAGCCAACAACCGGGACCUCACCUACACUCUUCUCGUCUCCCUCCUGCUUUGCUUUCUCUGUUCCUUACUAUUCCUUGGCAAACCUGGGAAAGUGACCUGUUUUCUUCAACAACCCACUUUUGGCAUCAUCUUCUCAGUGGCUGUUUCUUGUGUGUUGGCAAAAACUACCAUUGUUUUUCUAGCAUUCAAAGCCACAAAGCCAGGAUCCAGGAUAAAGAAAUGGGUGGGUAAAAGACUGGCCAACUCCAUUGUCCUUUCGUGCUGCCUUAUUCAAGCAAGUAUUUGUAUUGUAUGGAUGUCAACCUGUCCCCCAUUCCCUGAUUUGGACAUUGAUUCGGUAACUGAAGAAAUAAUUCUGCAAUGUAAUGAAGGUUCAGUCACCAUGUUUUAUUGUGUCCUGGGCUACAUGGGCCUCUUGGCCAUCACCAGCUUCAUUGUGGCAUUCCUAGCCCGCAAGUUACCAGAUAGCUUUAAUGAAGCCAAGUUCAUUACCUUCAGCAUGUUGCUCUUUUGCAGUGUGUGGGUCUCCUUUGUUCCAACCUAUCUGAGCUCAAGAGGAAAAAACAUGGUGGCUGUGGAGGUCUUCUCCAUCUUAGCCUCCAGUGCUGGUUUACUGGGUUGCAUAUUUUGCCCUAAAUGCUACAUCAUUUUGUUGAGGCCUGAGCUGAACAACAGGGAGCAACUAAUAAGGAGAAAAAUGUAA